AUGUCUAUCUUCAAGUUCCUCGUGUGCUGCAAGAUUGCUGGCGCCGCCAACUCGGACGACACCCCUGCCAUCCGCCUUAUCACCAUCAAGAAGCUCGUUACCAAGAAGGCUGUCUCCUCUAUCCCCACUUCUACCAAACCCAUUCCUCAGUCAGUUGCCAUGCUCGACCAUGCUUCGAUCAGCAUCUACUGCCCUAUCGACUCGUUCACCAUCAACGACAACUUUGAGAAGGUCAAUCUCGCCAGUCCCAUCGUCUUCUCCGCACCACCCAGAAAGGCACGCAAGGCACUGGCCUCACCUUCUGAUGACCAGCACGAGGCUAGAUACGCACUCGCUGUCGCUGGCUCUUCCUUCGACAACGAAAAUGACUUGUCCUACGCCUCCUCGCCCUGCUCCACCACACCCUCUGUGCUCUUCGAGCAAUCCAGCCGUAUCAACUCGUUCAACACCGUUGCUUCAUCUGUCAACAACGAAGACGACGAGCAGCACAACAUUGUCUACGCUCCCACUACCGUCGCCCCUGAGGAUGAGGCCGCUCAACGUGCUAUGGAGCACCAGCGUGGUAACGUCGAGUACCAGAACCUGCAUCGCGAAGACGCCCUUGCCAUGCUGGAGGGCACCAUCCCUCAGCUCAAUGACCCUCUUGACUCUGAGCUCAUGGACACCUUGGCUGUCUUCCUGGGUCACAAACUCUAG
Messenger RNA from Aureobasidium uvarum, 696 nucleotides. The record is from the annotation of a GenBank genome assembly. Lineage: Eukaryota; Fungi; Ascomycota; Dothideomycetes; Dothideales; Saccotheciaceae.